This is a messenger RNA of Nicotiana tabacum (common tobacco), 939 nucleotides long. Lineage: Eukaryota; Viridiplantae; Streptophyta; Magnoliopsida; Solanales; Solanaceae. The record is from RefSeq and is a predicted model, not a curated record.
AUGGCUACAAACAUCAACCGCCAUAUCCCCCCUAAACCACCAAAUAAGGGCAUUACCACCCAAAAAGAAGAAGUUAAAAGCUUUAAAGAAAACCUGGUCGAGGGAGUACAACAUUCCCUAACUAUUACUGAGGCCCCUACAAUUAUGGAUACUACAUCUAAGGUCCAAGAAUCUUUUGCUACGCUAAAUUGCCAAAUGCUGAUAGAUGACAAUACAAUUCAACUCACAGAGGAAGAUCAAGCACGGAUAUAUCAACCCUGGAAAUAUUCUCUCAUUAUCAAGCUAAUUGGUAAGAAAAUUCAACACCAUAUCCUAAAAAAGAAAAUUCAGGAAGCUUGGAAAAUUAUAGAUAAUUUCCCCCUCAUUGAUUUGGGAGCAGACUACUACAUAGCCAAACUAGAAUGUGAAGAGCACAUGAUUAAAGUUUUAAAUACUGGCCCAUGGUUCAUAUUCGGCCAUUUCCUCUCUAUUCAAAGAUGGAAGCCAAACUUUGUGGCAACAGAAAUUAAAAGCUCCCUCAUUGCCAUUUGGAUCCGUUCGCCCCAGUUGCCAACUGAGUUAUAUGAUGGAAUCAUCUUGGCAAAAAUUGAAAAUGCCAUUGGUAAAUUACUAAAGGUUGAUGCGUGCACCUCUUCCACUCUAAGGGGUCGCUAUGCCAGAUUAUGCAUAGAGCUUCCUCUAGAAGUUCUAGUAAUCCCUUUCAUCAAAAUUGGCCAUCACAAACAAAUCAUCCAAUAUGAGGGGGAGAAUACCCUAUGCAAGCAAUGUGGAAGAUUAGGCCAUGUGGCAUUGAAGUGUUUCUAUGCCAAAACAUCUCUUCCACCAAACCACUCUAUGGAAAAUACUGGUGUUAUGCUUGAAGAGAAAAGCAACGACAAUGCAGUAAAUGAGCUAGCAUGGCAAACGGUUAAGUUCCCAAAGAAAAAAAAGGACCAAUAG